AUGGUUGCAUGCAGAGAGAUCUUAUGCGUUGAAAGUGAGGGAGAGACACUGUUGAAGUUGAAGCGUCAUCUCAAAGAUCCUUCAAAUAGGCUCUCUUCUUGGAAUGCAUCUGCCAUUUCCCGUUGUUGCCACUGGUCUGGUGUUCUCUGCAGCAACAUCACUGCCCACGUCAAAGAGCUUCACCUCCGCACUUCAUUUCCUGAUUUCGAAGGUGAUUAUGAAUUCCAUGUAGAAGCUUUCGAAGAAGCUUACAAAGAGUAUACUAGAUCUCGAUUUGGUGGAGAGAUAAAUCCUUGUUUGGUUGAUUUGAAGCAUUUGAAUUACUUGGACUUGAGCGGCAAUGAUUUUGAAAGUAUGCCAAUUCCUUCUUUCCUUCCAACAAUGACUUCCUUGACUCAUCUCAACCUUUCUGAUGCUGGAUUCAUGGGCAACAUUCCUCCUCAGAUUGGGAAUCUCUCCAAUUUGCUCUAUCUUGACCUCAGUAGUAAUUCUCUGUUCUCCGAAAAUGUUGACUGGCUAUCAAGACUUUCAAAGCUUCGAUAUCUUGAUUUGAGCAACAAUGAAUUACUUGGAGCAGGUACGCCCAUUCCUACUUUCCUUGGGACAUUGACCUCCUUAACUCACGUAGACCUCUCAUCGGCUGGAUUCAUGGGGCCGAUUCCUCCUCAAAUUGGGAAUCUCUCCAACUUGGUAUAUCUUGAUCUGAGUUAUGUAGCCAAUGGAACAAUUCCCUCUCAGAUUGCAAAUCUCUCCAAUUUGCUCUACCUUGAUCUCAGUGGUGAUCUGUAUGCUGAAAACAUUGAUUGGCUAUCGAGUCUUUCAAAGCUUGAAUAUCUUGACUUGGGAGGUACAAAUCUAUCCCCAUCAUUCCAUUUCUUUCACAUUCUCCAAACUCUUCCUUCUUUGAUGCACCUUCAUUUGUCACUAUGUACACUCCCUCUCUAUAAUCAACCAUCGUUACUUAACUCCUCGUCUCUCCUCACUCUUGAUCUUUCCGGUAUUUCCUUUUCUUCUCCAAUUUCUUUUGUCCCGAAGUGGGUGUUUGGACUGAAGAAACUUGUUUCUCUUGAUUUAAGAUAUAACUUCUUCAAAGGUUCCAUUCCUGAUGGUAUUCGAAACCUCACACUUCUUGAAAAUCUUCAUUUGUCUGGAAAUUCAUUCUCAUCUUCUAUACCAGAUUGGUUUUACGGUAGUUUUCGUCAUCUCACGUAUUUGGACCUAUCAUAUAACAACUUACAGGGGACUAUUUCUGAUGCCUUGGGAAAUAUGACUUCUCUGGUUACACUUCAUUUGUCAGGCAAUCAAUUUGAUGGACCAAUUCCAACUUCUUUUGGUAAUUUGUGCAACUUAAGGGAGAUAUAUUUCUCAAAUCUCAAACUCAACCAAAAGGUUAAUGAAAUUUUAGAAAUUCUUUCUCCUUGUAUUUCCCAUGGACUCACAACACUUGAAGUUCGGAGUUCUCAACUUUCAGGCAAUCUGACAAAUAAACUUGGAGAUUUUAAAAAUAUUGACACUCUAGAUUUUUAUGGCAACAAAAUUGGUGGCGACCUUCCAAGAUCACUGGCAAAACUUUUAUCAUUGACAUUUCUUAUACUGUCCGAAAAUCAAUUUAGCGGAAAUCCAUUUGAAAGUCUUGGAUCACUCUCUAAAUUGUCAUAUCUUUACAUUGAUCACAAUCGUUUUCAAGGAGUCGUCAAGGAAGAUCAUUUCGCAAAUCUUACCCGCCUGAAGUCGUUUUAUGCAUCAGGAAACAAUUUGACUUUAAAAGUGGGUCCCAGUUGGCAUCCUACUCUUCAGCUUUUCUAUUUGGAUAUGAGCUGCUGGCAGUUAGGUCCCAACUUUCCAUCAUGGAUUCACUCACAAAACAAACUUCUUUCCAUAUCAAUGUCUAACACAGGGAUUUCAGAUUCUAUUCCCAGCUGGUUUUGGAAAACAUUUUCUCAAGCUGAGUAUCUAAACCUCUCUUAUAAUCAUAUCCAUGGUGAGCUUUGGACUACAUUAACGAAUCCAAUAUCAAUCAAUGUUGUCGAUCUUAGUGCGAAUAACUUAAAUGGAAAAUUGCCCUCUCUUUCAAAUGUUGUGGGUUGGUUAGAUCUUUCUAACAAUUUAUUCUCCAAAUCCAUGGCUGAUUUUUUGUGUCAAAAUCAGGACAAGCCAAUGGGAUUGGAAUUUCUGAAUCUUGCUUCAAAUAAUUUAUCAGGAGAAAUACCUGAUUGUUGGAUGCAUUGGCCAUAUCUAGUGGAAGUAAAUUUACAAAGCAACAAUUUUGUUGGGAACUUACCCUCCUCCAUGGGUUCGUUGGCAGAGCUACAGUCUUUACACAUCCGUAACAACUCCCUCUCGGGAACCUUUCCUACCAUUUUGAAGAAGACCACUCAACUGAUUUUCUUGGAUCUCGGAGAAAAUAAAUUUUCAGGAAGAAUUCCAUCUUGGGUUGGAGAAAGUGCUUCAAAUAUGAAAGUUCUUAUCCUUCGAUCAAAUAAUUUUUUUGGUCAUAUUCCUAAUACAAUAUGUGAUAUGCGUCUUCUUCAGAUUUUAGACCUUGCACAAAACAAUUUGUCUGGAAAUAUUCCAACUUGUUUCAAUCGCUUGAAUGCCAUCACUUUGACGAACAAAAGUUCAUAUCCUCUUAUUUAUUGUGACACAGUAAACAAUGCAUAUUUGAAUGGGCAAUUGCGUAUAAUUAGUGUGCUCCUUUGGCUGAAAGGAAGAGGAGACGAGUACAAGAACUUUUUGGGUUUGGUAACAAGCAUUGAUCUAUCAAAUAACCAAUUAGUAGGAGAAAUACCAAGACAAAUCACAGAUUUAGAUGGACUGAUAUUUUUGAACUUAUCCCACAACCAACUAAUUGGUCAUAUUCCAGGAAGCAUUGACAAUAUGCGAUCAUUAUUGUCCAUCGAUUUCUCAAGGAAUCAACUUUCUGGUGAAAUCCCUUUUACCAUGUCAAGUCUGAGCUUUCUGAGCAUGCUAGACUUGUCAUAUAAUCAUUUGAAGGGAAAAAUUCCAACAGGAACUCAAUUGCAAAGCUUUGAUGCCUCCAACUUCAUUGGCAACGAUCUCUGCGGCCUACCACUGGCCAUCAAUUGCAGCUCCAAUAAUGGAAUUGAUAGUUUUGAUGACAAUGGCAAAGGGAAUGAUAGUCAUGGAGUGAACUGGUUUUUUGUCAGUAUGGCAUUUGGAUUUGUCGUGGGAUUUUGGGCAGUGAUUGGUCCUUUGUUUAUUUGUAGAUCAUGGCGUUAUGCCUAUUUUCAUUUCCUUGAUUAUGUGUGGUUCAAACUUCAAUCUUUUUUCUUCUGA
Messenger RNA from Sphenostylis stenocarpa, 3297 nucleotides. The record is from the annotation of a GenBank genome assembly. Lineage: Eukaryota; Viridiplantae; Streptophyta; Magnoliopsida; Fabales; Fabaceae.